CCACGCCCCUAUCCUCAGCACGUGACCCAGCCUGUCGAACAACAACAAGGAGCAACCAAUGAGAGACCAAGGCCUGGCCACGUGCCAGAGAGUAUGGUGGGCGUGGUCUUAUUGGUGUCCUGCGGCAGCCAAUAAAAGUAGUAAGAUGAGUUCUGGAGGCGGAGGAAGGCGGGUCUGGUGGGGAAGGCGGCAGUGUGGGCGGGGUCCCGGUGCGCGCUCUCCGUUGGUCGGUUCUCUCUCCUGCUCCUCCCUCCUUCUCCUCGGGAAGAUGGCGACGUUGAGCACCGGAGCCCUUGACAGAGCGGCCGGGAGCACCGGGGUUCAACUCCGCCUUCACCAACCAGCAACUUCUACCGCCCGUAUUGAUGAAAAGUCGCCGCAGAACCUAGGAGCCCGCGGGGAGAGAGCUGAGGUCUCUCUGUUCUUCAGCAACGCCAGAACAUCAUUUCACAUUGGCAAGAUGCUGGACGUACAGCCCGGGCAGUAUCAGGACAGUUUCUAUGGAGCCCUGCAGCACCCAAGAGCGGCAAUGUCAAGCUGUCAGCCUGUGCAAAGCCGAACCCAUCCAGUGCUGUCCACUGUUAUUCCCGUCCCCAAACACAGGCUCGACGAGGCAAUAGCAGCGGCCGCUCUGACCAGCUUGUCCUCGGGACCUUUGGUAUUGGGAGCAGGAAAAGGAUGUCUCAGUGAAUCGUGCCCUGAGAAUUCCAUCAUUUCAUCAAGCUCAAGCGGGUCUAACAGCUGUGAGCUCUACACGUCCAUCCCCUCCACGCCGUCUCCUCCCCUGCAGUCUGCCCCCUGCUUGGCAUAUGCCGACGCUGGCCUAGAGGACUCUGACACCACUCACUUCCUGUUUGGUGAACCUGUUCCCCGGAAGAGGAAGAACUCGGGGCGACUAAUGUUCCGCUGCCUGUGGAAGAACUGCGGGAAAGUCCUCAGCACGUCUGCCGCAAUACAGAAGCAUAUCCGUACAGCACAUUUGGGACCCUGUGCAGGACCAGAGCACAAUGACGGUGAAGAAGAUUUCUACUACACAGAAAUGGAUGUGAAUGUGGACACACUGACAGAUGGGCUGUCCAGCCUGACUCCCACCUCUCCUACCACCACUGGACCCCCUCCGUUCAUUUGUGCGGGAUCCCUUGGAGCAGCCAAUAGCACAGAGCUGCCUCUGGUAUCCCCUCUCAGCUUGUCGGCUCCCAGCACUCUCUGCCACGUGCACACCGACCACGCUUAUCAAGCUCCUUCUCCCAUCAGCGUGUCCAUCGCAUCUAAGGUCGGCUUCUGGCAGUCUCCUCCGCCCCUGCUUAUCAAAGCUCCCCCAGUUCGCCCCACACUGAAUAUAAGUGAGAAAAGGCCGCAGAUCCUGACCGCUCCUCCAAAUUCAAAGCAAGCGCCCGGGACUCGGAAGCCCCGCGGGGAAGCCAAGAAAUGCCGAAAGGUAUACGGGAUGGAACGUAAAGACAUGUGGUGCACAGCCUGCCGCUGGAAGAAGGCCUGUCAGAGGUUCAUAGACUGAGUGCUGCAGCCGUUCAACCUCAAAUGCCCCUAGGGGGCGCAACUGAGCUUUUAUUUCAUUUUUAUUCCCCCCCUAAAACUCAAGUUUUAUUCCCAGCCUUUUGUGAACGAGCCCGAUGAUUCAGGACUAUUGUUAUACAUCCAAUAUUUUUAUACAUGGAUUGCAUUUCUUUUGUAUGGUCUGGAGCUGCCCCCUUGUGGGCUGGACCCUACCUAGAUGGCCAUGAGGAGAUUCUUCUCAGGUAACGCUCUGCCAAUUUCGGAGAUUCCUUUUCGUGGACUGCGAGGGAGAGAAGACCAGAUUUAUUUUUGAUAUUGUGAGAUAAAAGGAGCCGGGUUAUUUGGGUGCUGGAGAGGGGUUGAUGUGUUUUUUUGUUUUUUCUUUGUUUUCCCCCACUUCCUUAGGGUGGUCUUACGUAAAUUCUUGCUGCACUAUGCUUUGCACUUUUGAAGGCACUGUGGACAUGGGGGAAUAGCAGAUUUAUGGCUCUUAAACUUAGAGGUAGGGGAGAAAUACUGGAUUUGAAGGGGGAACUCAGCUAGACCCCAAAAACUUUUAUGAUCACCUUUCACUGACAAAAUGGAAUAUCUGAAAAAUCGCUUCUUAAUUAUUUGGUUCUGCCCACAAAAUGGUUGCCCCCACUAUACUUUUGCUUCUUCUUAAGAAGAAGCGUUAGACAUUUCCAUUUAUGAGUUAUAAUCUCUUUUGCAGCCAGUUGUUAAUAGGAUUGUAUGUAAUGCAAUCAUCCUGCACACUGGAUUAAAGGGGUGACCCAACUCGGAAAGAUGGGUCUGCUUUUAUUUCAGAUGCAGUCCCUCUAUUGCGUACAGCUUGUGGGUGGUAUUGCCGCUGAUCCCCCAUUCACUUAAAAGAAGAGGAGCAGUGGCUGCAGUACCAGGCACAACCAGUGGGUGAGAGUGGCACUUUUCUGUAAUAAAAGCGGCCCUUUUUAUCAGUCCUGGACAGCAAAGAUGACAGCUGUCUCUUCUCCAGGGACUGCAAGCUAAAGUCCUCCUCUGCGUCCACUCCCAGCAGUGUUCAUACGUGUCCAUUCCACGUAUGCACUGAGCUGUUCUCUGCUGUGAGAAGUUUCUUAUUUAGUUUUAUUGAAUUGAACAUGUUUUUAAUGUCUCCCUAUAAUACAUGUAUAAUGUAUAGGUGGCUGGAAUAUUUCUCCCCUACCUUUAGAGGAAUGCCCAGUGCAGUAUAAGGGUCCAUUCACACGUCCGCAAAAAUGGGGCAGCCGCAUCCGCACUUCCGUUCCGCAGCCCCGCAAAAAAAUAGAACACGUCCUAUUGUUGCCCGCAGCGACAAGAAUAGGCAUUUCUAUCAUAGUGCAGUCCGCUAAAAAUGCGGAACACGCAUGGCCGGUGUCUGUGUUUUGCGGAUUCGUAAUUUUCAGACCGCAAAACAGUUGCGGACAUGUGAAUGGGCCCGAAUAGUGUCAUACAUUUCACUGCCCCCUGCUGUACCAUCUUAGGAAUUGCAAGGGGUAUGGAGUAUUGUGCCAGGGCCGAAAUUCCCCUGAUCCUAGGAAUACGAAGCACAAGGGACGAGGAUCAUUUUAAAUGUCAGCACAUUUGUAACAUGCACAUCUUGAUACUGAGGUCUAUAGGGAAAUCUGUGUGAGGCAGCUGUCCAUAGGUCCAAAAUUCUGUGCUGAUCAACUUUUGAAAUUGAGCCACCAUUAGGGGUGAAGUUGCUGAAGAAGAAAUUUUUAUUGACUGUAUUGAGCGAGCUUCCCCAUCCCGAGUGGGGACUAUAGGCUGGCAGAAUUGUAUUUAACUCCAUGGCUGUGUUAAAGGGGUUGUGCAGCCUGUUUGUACUGAUGACCUAUCCUCAGGAUAGGUUAUCAAUAUCUGAUCGGUAGAGGGGGUCCAACAGCCAGCACCCGUGCCGAUCAGCUGUUUUAAGAGGAGGCACUCCAUGCGAGCGUUGCUUCCUCUUCAUUACACUACACGUCGUCUCCCCUGUAACGGUGGUGUAUUGGUACUUGCAGUUAAACUGCACUUCCGAGACAAC
Messenger RNA from Bufo gargarizans (Asiatic toad), 3538 nucleotides. RefSeq names its product SLC2A4 regulator (gene SLC2A4RG). Lineage: Eukaryota; Metazoa; Chordata; Amphibia; Anura; Bufonidae. The record is from RefSeq and is a predicted model, not a curated record. The transcript has 9 exons. Gene Ontology annotation, cellular component: nucleus. Gene Ontology annotation, biological process: regulation of transcription by RNA polymerase II. Gene Ontology annotation, molecular function: DNA-binding transcription factor activity; RNA polymerase II cis-regulatory region sequence-specific DNA binding. Bases 59 to 1516 code for a protein of 485 amino acids.